Truncatella angustata is the source of this 714-nucleotide messenger RNA. Its product is annotated as UbiA prenyltransferase family. The transcript has a single exon. Bases 1 to 714 code for a protein of 237 amino acids. NCBI's taxonomy places the organism in Eukaryota, Fungi, Ascomycota, Sordariomycetes, Amphisphaeriales, Sporocadaceae. Gene Ontology annotation, cellular component: membrane. The record is from RefSeq and is a predicted model, not a curated record. Gene Ontology annotation, molecular function: transferase activity, transferring alkyl or aryl (other than methyl) groups.
AUGAUCUUAUGGUCCUGGGGUCAUCUCUUAGUCUUCAAUCUACAUAAUCAGUUACGGAGCCGCGCAGAAGAUGCCAUCAACAAGCCAUGGAGACCGAUACCGAGAGGCAGAAUCAGUGAACAACAGACUGUAGAGCUCUUGUACUUCCUCUAUCCUCUUAUGGUCUGCAUGUCCGCAUGUGUGGGCGGCUUAAGAGUAUCCGUACUAGAGCUCGCUGCGUGCUUGUGGUACAAUGAGUUCAAGGGCAGCGCUGACCCACUCCUGAAGAAUCUUUUGAACGGAAUUGGGAUCACAUGUUUCAUGGCCGGCCCUCUCGAACUGCUUCUACAGGAUCCGGCAACAAGCAACAAUGGCAGACUUGGUCAAUGGAUUAUCAUACUUGCAGGUGCUAUAGUCAUGACAGUUCAUGUUCAAGACUUUCGAGACAUGCCUGGUGAUGGAGCUGCUGGGCGAGUAACCCUUCCUAUUGCAAUGGGUGAUACCAAUGCCAGAAUCCUUGCAGCUGUAUCAGCUGCUUGCUUCACAUAUAUUUCGUGUUGGCUUUGGGAGGCUAGAAUGGUGGAUUGUAGUGCUGCACUAGUUACAACAAUGAUGUUAGACAUAUCACUCUUUUUACAUCGAUCUCAGCGGUCAGACGACUUUUUGUGGAAGAAAUUAUGGUUCGUUUGGAUACUGAGUUUGUUUCUGAUGCCGGUUCUAAAAGUACACAUCUGA